Messenger RNA from Sycon ciliatum, 1810 nucleotides. Its product is annotated as probable serine/threonine-protein kinase PkwA. Bases 230 to 1477 code for a protein of 415 amino acids. Gene Ontology annotation, molecular function: protein binding. The record is from RefSeq and is a predicted model, not a curated record. The transcript has a single exon. Lineage: Eukaryota; Metazoa; Porifera; Calcarea; Leucosolenida; Sycettidae.
UGCAACGUUGAAAACGUUGUGUGGGAGAUCGGGAAGAGUACAUAACGAUUGAUACUAGAUGACCGAUGCCACUUAUAUCUCUCUCUGCUCUGCUGCUUUGGAGGGGAAGUGGUGCGUGAAGUCCCAUCGCACACAGGAGUGUUUCUCUCUGGAUACGUUGGUUCUAGCGGUAUCUAGCAUUGGUCCCCGUGGGUGGAAUUAUUUGAAAUAGAAGAUCGCCACAAGCACAAUGGACAACAGCAGGAAAGCCCAACUCAUUCUCCAGUGGCUAAAGGAACAUGGAUACAAGCAGACAGCAGAGAGCUUGAAGGCAGAGUGCACGCUGAAUGUAGACUCAACAACUGCCAAGACAGGAGCACUGGACGAAAUUUUCGAUCUUCACGCCGAGGCUGAGGUAUCUCAUUUACGUUCAGAGGAGAAAGUUGUGGACUAUGUGCAGAAUGGCGACGGUGUACACACCAACCAGGAGUGCUUGUCACUGGACUCGUGGACGGGAGGCGUUCCUGUUCUGUGCUCUCGCCUGACACCGCAAGGAUGGCUGCUUCUGUCCUGCGCGCGCAAGCUGCAAUUCUUUGGCCAGCUCAAGCUGCCCAUCGGGUCUUCUGCAGCUGGGAUACCGUCAAAGAUGCUGCGACAUGGUGGAGGCGUUCUAGGCGUUGCCCAGCACCCGAAGAAGGCAAACUUGGUGCUUUCCAAUAGCAUGGAUAAAUCAUGCCGCCUUAUGGACAUGACGGCUCUGUUUGCCGAAGAGGGCUCGGGUGAAGUGGACGACGUAAAGGACUUGCAGGUGCUGUCCGAUCAUUCUAAGUAUGUUGUAAAGGCCGUGUUUUCUGCAUGUGGUCGAUGGCUAGCUACUGCAUCAUAUGAUCACACAGUGUGUAUCUACAGUGCUGACAGCGACGACUUUACGUUCUUCCAGCUACGAAAACAGACCUCAUUCCGCGGCUCAGCCGAGACUCUGUGCUGGCAUCCAACGAAGCCACUUCUUGUCGUGGCAGUCCGCAACGAUCACAUGCUUCACACGUUCAGCUGCAGCGAUGAUGCGAUCAGCAAGGACAGUGAGCUGAAUCUCAAUGCGCUGGGGGACAACUAUGUCAGUUUCACGGCGCUCGACAUCACAUUCGAUCCCAGCGGCAACCUGCUGUCGGUAGCGACAGACAAAGACCGUGUCAUUCUUGUCCACGCUACCAGUGGCAAGCAGCUUGCCAAUCUGUAUGGAUGCAGCAAUGAUGAGUACUCACAACCACGCCACUGCUGGCACCCAAGCGGUAUGUAUAUCUACUGCACUUCGCAAGACAAGUGCAUCAUUGUAUGGGAGGUGGCGACUCAGCGAGAAGUUGCGCGCUUAGUCGGGCACACCGGUAUGCUAAGGGAUGUGUCUUAUUCCCCAGAGCUCGACGUGCUGGUAUCUUCUGCCAUGGAUGGAGUCGUGAAGAUCUGGAAACACUCACCAAAUGGUGUUCAAGCAGUAGCAUGAUUCGACGAAUCAAAGUUGUCGUCCCCGUGACGAAUUAACUUGGCUCUCUCAUAAUUUGGGCGGCUUUGUAGAUCAAAGUGGCUUGAUGUGCCAGUCUCGGUGGCACCGUACUGCUGUGUAGAUUGCGUGCUCUAGUUUAGCAUUCCUAGCUUCAACAGGUGCUGUUGCACCGUCUUUAAAAAUUUCACGCCGAUUUAAAAAAAACUCCGGUUAUUUUAGCGCUGGUCGCCUAUAUUUUUCGUUUCACUUUGUGCCAAGGUUGCUAUAUUAAACUAUCCCGUGGGAUUUCGUGUUCAAUUCGCUGGCCAGGACAGUUGUCUACAGAUCGUUUCA